UGUUAAAGAACCUUGUUCUGUCGUAUUACCAAAUUCGGUUUUCUGGUUCCUUAUCAUUUGGGUAGACUCUGCCAGAGGGAAGGUCUAGGGCUCAAGGCUGUUGUACAAAUUCUUUUGUCCCAUGGGUAUUCCCUUGAUGUAGCACUCUCCGCCUUUUCCUCCGAAUUUUUUUAACGAAAGCCUUUUGUCUGUUCCCUCUGCAGAAAGGCCAAAGCGUGAUCGUCGGCGUCGCACAAUACUUCUCUCUGAACAACUCAAGGCAUUGAGAAAAAUGUUUGAAGAGACCACGUACCCAAGUUUGGCUACAAUGGUGAAACUGGCUUCAGAACAACACCUGAGCCUACUUGUAGUAAAGACAUGGUUCAAGAACCGGCGGGCCAAAUGGAAGAAGCAGCAGCAGCAGCAAAUGCAGCCACAGCUAUCGCUGGGAGCAUCAAGCCAGACUAUUUCAGUGAAGGAGGAGACUCCCUCAGCCGUAACUACUGCAGACAUUCGUCCAAUAAGUCCUAGAAUCUCUGAUGUAAAUGACCAUGAUCUACAUGAGCCUUCUGGUGUCAGGAAUCCUGGAGAAGCUGGCGCCUCUGUGAGGGAUUCAUCCUGGCAUCCUCAGUCACAUGAUAUUGAACAGAUAUGUCUGGGGGCUUCAAAUCUUCCUUGGGCCUCCUCUCCCUAUGAAAUAGAUGAAUUUGUAAAGAUCUAUGACCUGUCAGAGGCAGAUGACACCAGCAGCCUAAAUCAAUAUCUUUUUCUCCCAGUGUGCCUGGAGUAUGACCAGCUCCGAUCUUCAGUGUAACUUCUUACACACAGGCUGGGUGCGGUGGCUCACGCCUGUAAUCCCAGCACUUUGGGAGGCCGAG
Molecule: messenger RNA, 857 nt
Organism: Sapajus apella (tufted capuchin)
Lineage: Eukaryota; Metazoa; Chordata; Mammalia; Primates; Cebidae
Gene: LEUTX
Product: leucine twenty homeobox
Biological process (GO): regulation of transcription by RNA polymerase II
Cellular component (GO): nucleus
Molecular function (GO): RNA polymerase II cis-regulatory region sequence-specific DNA binding; DNA-binding transcription factor activity, RNA polymerase II-specific
Source: RefSeq, a predicted model, not a curated record